AUGUCUGAGAGCAUUGUGAGGAAAGUGCAGCCCUUCACCAUCGGGACAAGGCUGUCGGUCCCUUCUGUGACUAAAUGUCAGGAGUUUCAAAGGAGAUUUCUACCCACCGAGCCUCUGGACAAUCGUGUCUUACAGCACAAUCUGAACUCGCUCUACCUCCAUCGGUCCCGGGUCCGAGCACAUGGCUCCUGUCUCGUUGCACCGUUUGUGAAGCCGGAAGCGCACGUUCAACGCAACCACGAGCACAUGGCAGCUGAGGACCACCAGAACCAGAACGUGGCCUCUCCUUCUGCCGUCUCCAGGUCCAUCAAGAAGAUCACCAUCUCUGGGAGUAAAGACCGAUCAGACAAGAAGAGCACAGUGGGCCCAACAGACCUGUCAACAACAGCUGAAAACAAAAACAACAACAACAACAACACAACAGGCUCACCAGACCCACAUCUGCCCAGGAUUGUUGGAGUGAGGUGUGAGAAUAAACCGACCUCUCAGUUUAAGGUUUUGCUCAGUAAAAGCAGCUGUGCCGCCAUUCCUCAAGGAGAAACUUGGGCAAAGCCAAAUGGGGAGAAAUCCUUCCAGAUUUCAGUGCCUGAGCUGCAGAAUCACAGACCCCGGAGGACAGAAAGUCACCCACACAGCGAGGAUGAGGCUCCGGCAGCUGCUAACGCUCUGAGCGACAGCUUCACUCAGCAAAACUCGCUCUUCAACAAAGAAGCACUGCAGGCAGAGGCAUGGAUCAAGAGCAAACUCCAGGAUCUAAAGGAUGGCUGUAACACUGAGUGCUGCCCCCUGCAGGACUGGGACGAGGCCUCUCAGACACUUCAAAGGGACCUGAAAGACUUUGAGAACACGUUUAUUCAGCUCAACCAGAUGGGCGAGCAGCUGAUCUGCAGGCUGAACCCCACAUCUGACCUUGUGAAGAAGCAGCUCAGCCAGCUCAAGGACCAAUGGCAGACCCUGAAACAGACGGCCACCAAUCAGACGCGUGCUUUAGGUGGAGCAAAGAGUCUGCGGGAUUUCAACAGAAAAGCGGAUAAGCUGGAGGCCUGGGUCAAAGAAAAGGAAGAGGAGCAGUCUCUGGUGAGUGUCCUGGGAGAAAACGUGGACAAGAUGCAGCUGACCAGGAAGAUCCUGGAUCUUAAACAGGACGAGCAGCUACACAGGAACCUGCACGAGGAGAUCAACAGCUUGGCUCUAAAACUGGAGAAACAAGGAAAGGCAGAGGGCAGAAACACCUCGAGCAGGAGGAAACACAUCAACAAGAUGUGGCUUCGGGUCCAGUCCAGGCUGAAAAACUACCACGAAACUCUUCAGCAGGCUCUUGAGGUGUCAUCGUUUUACCAGCAGGCAGAUAAUACCUUGGAGAUUAUUAAUAAAUUGCUGAAGAACAUUUCUGCAUCCAAAGAGCCGGAUGGCUUCGGUGACAGAGAUAUACGCGACGUCGCCAGUCAGAUCAUGAUGCUGGACGUGAGUGUGUCCCAGCUGUCCAGUCUCCACCCUGACCUGGUGACCAGUGUUGGACAAAAGCAGACAGAGAUAAAGGACAGCUGGGCUCUUCUUCAGAGAAACUUAAGAGGUGACAAGGCAGCACUCUCUCCUUCUGGCUCCACUUUCACCAGGGAACACGCUGACCUCCUGACACCCACUCAAGCGUCCCAGAGCAACAUGGGAUCUGAGACACAUGGGAUCAUGGGAAAGGAGGUGAAGGAGGAGCAGAAUCGUCUGAAAGGCUGCACGGGUACUGCUGACUGUGAGAGUGGAAGGCAAACUCAGAGCAUCCAAGGCCAAGAGCAGCAACUGACGAACCACUCAUUAUCGCCAAAAAGAGAUGGUUCAUUCUGUGCAAAUGAUGCCAUCAACGGACAUCCACUGAAGGGAGAAAGAAAGCUGAAAGCAGAGCCCGAGCUUCCAACAGCUCCACGAGGCCACCAGCAGCUUCAGAAGUUCACUGUAUCUGCUGACAAGACUUUGUCCUGGCUCAAAGACAAUGUCUCCAUGGCAACACAGGUGUGCUCCAUUGCCAACUUGGAAGGUUUGGAAGCAGCCAAGAGGCGUCAGCAUGCUCUCGAACGGGAAAUUCUCAACAACAGAGCCAGGAUCGAGGUGGUCAAAAGGGAGGGCCAUGGUCUGGUCCGCGCUCAGCACCCAGGCAGCGCCAAGAUCGAGGAGUUUCUCAGCCAGUUGGAGGCCUUGUGGGAAGAGCUGAGAAGGAGGCACCAGAGGAAUGCUGCAUUCCUGCAGGCCUCAGAGAAGCUGGGCUUCAGGAUUGUGAAAGUGCUCCAAGCCCUUGGCAGCCUAGAGGCCUGGCUGGAGUCUGUGGAGCUCUCCAUGAAGGAGUCUGCUUUGGCCGGUGACCCCGAGACAAUGAGCAUGGCUGAGAGGGAGAGCUGCCUGCUGGAGAAGGAGGUGGCGGCACGCAGCCUGGAGCUCAGCGCUUUGAGGCAGGAGGUGGACCGCCUUCACUCCCACAGUCACCCACACACGCGAGGGCUGCCAGCGCGCAUGGAGGAGGUGGAGCGAAAGUACCAUCGUGUCCUCGGUGCUCUGACCCAGCAGAGCUCAGAGCUGCAGGACACACGCAUGCUGACCGAAUUCCUGGAGCGCGUGGAGCUGGAGGAGAGCCAGGAGUCGGGCCGAUAUAGCCAUUGCCAGCCGAUCCACAGUGACCUAUCCUCAGCUCCUACUUUACUCGAGCUGCGGCGCAGUUGCGUCGGCGACGCCCUGAUGGAGACGCUGGGGGACCCCGUGGAAGAGCUUCGAGAGGCUGUAGAGAUGCUGAACGACACCGUGAGGGAAAGAGGUCGAUCGCAAAGCCACAACCAGGCUGUUCAGGAGCUGCUGGCCAAGCAUGCCAGGCUCGCGGUUCGUGUGGAGGAGUGUUUGUGCAGCAGCAAGGGGCUGAGCCUGGACAUCCUGGAGAAGGAGACGGACCUGGCCGUGCAGUGUGAGCCAGACCGAUGUGGCCUGGGGGCUCUGCAGGAGAAGGAGGACCACCAGGAGACUGACUGCGAAGUCGUGAGGGAGGAGGUGAAGGAGCUGGAGAAGCAGGCCUCCUGGCUGAAGGAGCUCUGCCCGGAGAAAGCACAUCUAUUUGAGGCAAAAGUCCAGACCACACUGGAGGCCUGGAAUGAGCUGGAAAAGAGCGUGACGGAGAACAAAUCACGUCUGCAAGAGUUCAUGCAGCUCCAGGACUUCUUCAGGAGCUACCUCGCUAUGAUCUCGUGGACAGAAGACACCAGGUCGUGCAUUUUCUCUGACACUGCUUUACAGUUCAGGAGAGAUGGACAGCGGCCGCUGGUGGCAGAGCUGGACGUGCAGAUGGAGCGGAAGUUUAAGGAGUUUGAUGAGCUGUCAGUCACAGCAGCGACCCUCCUAGACAGCGGGCACCACCUCACACACAUGGUGCGAGAGCGCAUGGAGGAGCUGAGGAGCAUGCUUGGGUGGAUCUCGGUGCACUGGAGGGUUCAGAAGCAGCAGCAGCUUUACAAGAGGAACAGAGAGAUGCCUUUAAGAGACAACAUUUACUCCGAGGCAACAACGGGCUCUCCAUUUAGGGAGAGUUCACCUCCAGAGCUUGAAGCCUUCCAGCCAAAGGUCAUCGGCCUUUGUGAGGACACAACGAAGGCCUCAUCCUCGGUGCCUGAACAGAACGAAGAAAAUUCACCAGAAGACGGGUAUGAGACAAUGAACAGAAUCGGACCGCUGACCGAUUCUCCCAAAGCGAGCAUGAAGGCACUGAAGGAGAGCAGCAGUCUCCCAGUGGGGGGUGCAGUCAACCUCAUUUUUAGCUUUGGCGACACGGGGAACAGCCAGGUGCAGGUGCUUGACCUUCCUGCCAGGACGGAGCAGAUAAUGGAGGAGACCUCUGUUCACAGGCCCACUGUGCCUCAAUCUUCUGCCUGUAAAAGCUUUUGGAGGCGCUGCCAGGGGCUUUUGGAAAACACGUUUGGUAGUUUAAAGCGAAAGAAAAAGAUUUAUCGACAGAGUGCCUCCGAGGUGAGCACCUACUUGCAUGUCAAGGACAACAACCUGGCUGUGGCCCCGGUGUACGAGAGCAUCACCCUCCCCCGCCAAAAGGCCCCCCGAGACUCCGACUCGCUCUCCUCAUCCUCCACUUUGCGUUCUUCCCCGGCACCCGAACCGCAAACGGCCAACGUAACCUUCCACCCUUUGGCGAGGAGCGGCAGCAGCUCCAUCUUCAGCAGUCUCAAGAGGAUGAGCAAGAAGAGGAAAAGGAAGAGAGACGUGCGCAGGCACACGAUACAGAAGAUCAUGGGAGUGGACGAGCAGGUGGCUGGGAUGCACCAGGACGCGUGCAAGCCAAUCGCUUAUGACACACAAACAUGGCCUCUGAAGGAAGAGCGAAGAAAGAAGGGUUCUCGGAAAACCGGUGGCGGGGCAGAAGCUGUGGCCUACAUGAAGAAUCCUCUGCUCAAAGUCAUUGACACUGAAUGUUCUGGAGAAUACGCCAUUACUCCGUACGCCAUAUCGGCGGGACCGUCAGCAGGUCCGGUGAAAAGCCACUGCAGGUUCCUAUCGCUGGGUUCGGUGCUGAGCUUCGAUCUGCCCAAAGACGUGAGCCUUAUCCCCAGCAUUCAGGACGUCAUUACUAUUCCCCCUGCAGAAUCCAGGAAAGGCGGAGGAGCCGACCCAGACCCUCUCUCCCAGAGGAGCACGGGCUUGAGCUCGUUCAGACACACUCCCUUUACUCCUGCGAUCAAAGAGAACUCAGCAGGAAUCGGCCCACCUGCAGCACUAACGGAUCCGUCUCAUGCGGACGACAGGUGUGCGCCUGCUCCUCCCCCUGGAGAAAACGGGGGUUUGAUUGCACGGAUUGAUGAUGUUUCUAGAACCUGCUUCUCUCAGUCAGGAGGUGGAGAUGUGAAAUCCAGUACAGCUAAAAAAGAUGGACCAAGUCAAAGUUCACAAGCCUCAAGUUGCACUUUGGUCCCUCAUAAACACGAGUGUCUCAGCGUCCACACGCUCAUCCGGGACCUGAGUGGACACCGGUACCACAGAUGUGCACAAUCCCAAUGUGAGCAGGAGGAGAGUCCUCGGCCAAAGUUAAACCAAGCGUCUCACAUGAGAGUCAAUCUGAAGUCGACGAUGAGCAUCAGCGUUCGACAGGACUCUGCAGACUCUGGAAUCUCCACGUCCAGCAGCUUUAAGGUUUGCACCGAUGCAGCAGAUCCUCUGUGGCCCACAGGAGUGGUGGGAAGGCUCGUGUCUCUGGAAGUGGGGGGUGUAGCUCCCUCCAACACUGAAGGAAAUGCUGCAUCGUCUUCCAAUGCGUCUCCAGACCCAGCAGAUACGGACACGGAUCCGGUGCACCUGGACCACCAUCAGUUUGAGGAAGAAGAAGCAGAACUGGAGGACAUCUGGAACCAGACAACAAACCACAGGCAGAGCAUCUGCUCAGAUAUCAUGUACCAGCCCAACCAGGAGGACCUGAGAGCCUCUGACCAAGUCAGUAAACCACUUUGCCGCUCGCCUACGGGGACCGUGUUGUACAGAGACCUGGUCACAGCCUCAGCACCCAACCUCCUCAUGGCGGAGUUCAAACUACCGUCCCUCGUUCAGAGUUCUCUGGGUCACAAGAGGAGCCAGAGGGACAAAGACUGUUUUCCCACACUGGAUGCAGGACAGAGGAAAUCCUGGGCGGCUUUUCCUAACAGGGAACCGGCCUUUAAGACGUCUGUGAUGAUGAAUGAAACCGUGUCUGAUCAGCUGAAGCCACCAGACAUGGGGGACAAUCCCAGAUAUGUGUAUCAGUACAAAGAGGACGAAGAGGAGGAAGAGGAGGUGGGGGAGGAGUUAGAAGAGUCAGGAAGUUACGUGCAGUCCGUCCACGCGGGCUCAGAUGGGUCUUUUCAGCAGGAAAAAGGAGGGAAUACACAAGAGCAUCUGUCCACUGGAGGGCGCUGUUUCACCCUGAGCGGGAAACCCGAGCUGCAGUCGAUGGAGGGGACGCUGGAGAGGAAGCACAAGCUGCAGCUGGGAGGAAAGAAAGUAAGGAAUGUUGAAUCUGAUGCAGUCAGCACACGUAAAGUUCCCAGUCAGCUGCACAACGCUCUUAUCUUGUUUUCACAGGCGGCCUCCAGAGGCUGGAGCUCCUACCACGCCGUCCUGCACCGACACACCUUAUGCUUCUUCCAGGAUAGAAAGGACACUCUGCGAAGUUCUGCUUACGGCCUUCCACUGAACCUGAAGGGAGCUGAGUGUUCACCUGCUCCAGAUUACACCAAAAAACCCAACUGCUUUCGACUACGGCUUCGGGAUGGGUCCGAAUAUCUGUUCAACACCUCCUCACGCUUCACUAUGAAAAAAUGGAUCAUGAAGAUCCAAGCAAGCACAGGCCAAAAGGAUCCUGCAAGUUUACGAUCGAGCGUUCGUGUUGACCAGGACCUGCCCGUGUUCUUAAAGCCCUCCGUGUGUUUUAAAUGUCAGGAUCAAGCCAGCUGUCGCUGCUCCUCUCAGAAUGACAUCACCAGCACGUUUCCCAGACACAGACCAACGAGUAAAACGGAAAAUACUGAAACCCAGAAAUCCUGGAAUGAGCCUUCAACCAUCUCAUCCUCAGAAACAGGCCUCCCUAGUGAUGAUAAGUGGAGUUGGACUCAGUCGGUGACGCACAGAUUUCCUGGAGAGGAGACCUCCUCCUCCCCUCUCUCUCUCGACCCCAGCAGUGAGGAGUGGCUAAGCAGCAAACGCCGCUCCCACUCCUUCACAUCAGCAACCUAUCAGAAGAUCAAACCAGUGCUGCCCUCUGCUGCAGGUAAGGGGCUGGAAAAAGGGUCCAACUACUGUGUGACUGUGGUGGUCGGGGACAGUUUGACAAACGGCUCAUCAGGCAGAAGUUUGGACCCCCCUCUGCAGCCGCUGCAUGGAUGGCAGCAGGACACACAUAAGUACUCCGCUCUGGGGAGCUUCGCGAGCCUGCCGCGGCCUCGCAACAAAUCCGUCUUCAAAAAAUUAUUUUGGAAGAAGGAUUUCUGA
Molecule: messenger RNA, 6993 nt
Organism: Nothobranchius furzeri (turquoise killifish)
Lineage: Eukaryota; Metazoa; Chordata; Actinopteri; Cyprinodontiformes; Nothobranchiidae
Source: RefSeq, a predicted model, not a curated record